UAUCACGAAAGAACGAGUUGAGCUUCCUUACUCUCUUCCUCUUCCAAUGAGGAAGAGCACAAACUCCAAAUUUAGGGUUAGCAAAUUCCUCAAAAAAUGGCGGGACGAAGAGAAGGAGAGCAAACAAAGGCGACGGCAUCAUCAUCGACACCAACAUCAAAAGCUUCGUCGACGGCGAGCAAGAGGAUGACGGAAUCGCUGGGAUGGCUGACGGAGUCGACGUUGAUGCCGAAGAAGCACAAGGCCAUCGAGGGCGUCGGCGCCGCCUCGAUCCUCGAGCUCAAGGCGCAGCUCUAUCGAUCACAGGAACAAGCUCGAAAGGAUAAAGCUACCAAUCCCAGUUCCCAAGAAUUUCACCGCGCCAAGAAGAAGAUCCUGCCCUCUGAUGUAUUGUCGACGAAGAACUCCGGCGUCGAUUCCCGCGCUCGAAAAGAUAAGUUGGAGCUGAAAGCUGAAACCGAUGGUUCAAAAAGUUAUGCAGCUUUGGAAAAGAAGGCUGAAUUAUAUGAAAAACUAGCUAGAGGUGAGCUUCCUGAUGAGGAAGAAAAAGAAAAAUACUGUGUGGACUUUUUCCGCAAAAGCAUUACGCAGGAUGAACAAGAAAAGCCAGAAAUCCAAGAUACUGAAGAUGCCAAAGAAAAUCAAAACGCUGAAACUGAAGAUAACGAUUUGCUAAAUUCAAAAUUAUUAAGACCUGGAAGAACAGGUCUAACACUAGACAGUGAUGAGCAUAAGCGAUUUGUGAGGGAAGUCCAUGAAGAGGUUAACCAGGCACGGCAUGAGGUUACAACAGGAAAGUUGCGUCGUCAAGAGCAAGAGGCUGCUCGCAGGGAGAAACUAAAGCAAGCCUAUCUUAGAAAACGGCUUGAGAAGCUGCUCGCUUCCAAAAAAGAAGCAGAUGCUGCUAGCUCCGAGGCUCUUGGGGUUUAAAUUGAUUGAGCUUACGCGCUUCUGUAAUUUAUAUGCUGGGUGCUUUGGUUGAGAAUUUGUUAGGCCUUAAGGAUGUACAUUGUAGCUUUCUUGAAGCAGUAAGGUUUCCAAGAGAAGUAAUUGUGCAUAAGGAGCCAAAGCACAGUGAUUUCUAAAUUUGUUUUGUUCAGAUUUAAUGACCACCUGGGAUUGUGUUUUGUACAGUUUGGAGCAUCCUUUGGACCUUUGAUAUCUGAAUGACUCUUGAGAUUAGAAGGUGUUGUGUAUGCUUACGCUAUGACUUUCUGAAUGCUCCGCGAAUUAUGUCUACUUUUUUUAUACAGGAAAAAUGUUUCUCUUUGUAAUACUGAUUAUGACAACAUCUUGCAAUACUUA
Asparagus officinalis (garden asparagus) is the source of this 1305-nucleotide messenger RNA. RefSeq lists its product as uncharacterized. The transcript is spliced from 3 exons. NCBI's taxonomy places the organism in Eukaryota, Viridiplantae, Streptophyta, Magnoliopsida, Asparagales, Asparagaceae. Gene Ontology annotation, cellular component: nucleus. The record is from RefSeq and is a predicted model, not a curated record. Bases 97 to 930 code for a protein of 277 amino acids.